AUGUCUAUUUUUUUAGUUGAAGCAAAAACAACACUCACCCCAUGGGCUGAAACGAUUAUAGAAGCAAAUAAGAAUGUUUGUAAUAAUUGGAUGGUGUAUCCUAUCUCAAAUAGUAUAUUUGAAGUGAAAAGCUCUACUCACAAAAGUUUCAUUGUUGAUUUACAACAACGAACAUGUACAUGUAGGCGGUGGCAAAUAGAUGGCUUACCUUGUGGCCAUCUCAUAAAAGUGCUCACAAUGAACCGUUACGAAGAUUGUUUGGAAUUUGCUUUAAACGCAUACUUUACAGAGACACUGAGGAAAACUUACGAGGAGUAUGUGAACCCGUUACCAAGUCCAUAUGAGUGGGAGAUUCCCGAUGAUUUGAUGAUUGUGAAGCCACUCAUAAUGGAGAGACGUCAGCCGGGUAGACCAAGAAACACUGGCCGUAUUCCAUCGCAAUGUGAGCGUCCCAUAUGA
This is a messenger RNA of Lactuca sativa (garden lettuce), 459 nucleotides long. RefSeq lists its product as uncharacterized. Gene Ontology annotation, molecular function: zinc ion binding. The record is from RefSeq and is a predicted model, not a curated record. Lineage: Eukaryota; Viridiplantae; Streptophyta; Magnoliopsida; Asterales; Asteraceae.